ACGAGAGCAACAGUACUGGAAGGAGGAGCUCCUCAAGCAGGGAGUGCUUGAAGAGGAGCCCAAGGAGCCCGAAGGCAGAGGGCUCUGACUCUGUGACAUCUCAGUCCUCACCCAGUGAAGAAGCUGGAAUGAUGACUGAGGUGAAAGUGAAAACAGAGGUACCAGAUGACUAUAUUGAAGAGGUGAUCUGGCAGGAUGACACCAAAGAUUCCAAGAAGAACAUAAAAGAUGGGCCGGGAGAUGUCCCUGCAGAGAUCUGUGUGGUCAUAGGUGGGGUUCGCAACCAGCAGACACUCGAAGGAAAAGCAGUGGAACAUGGCUCUCCAGCUGGUUAUACACAAAAUGGAUAUUCAGAGGCCUGGAUUUUUGACCAUGCAUUGAGAUACACGUCUGGGUCUUAUGAGUGUGGAAUAUGUGGGAAGAAAUACAAGUAUUACAACUGUUUCCAGACCCAUGUGCGAGCGCAUAGAGGUUUGGAGCUGUAG
Tinamus guttatus (white-throated tinamou) is the source of this 485-nucleotide messenger RNA. Lineage: Eukaryota; Metazoa; Chordata; Aves; Tinamiformes; Tinamidae. The record is from RefSeq and is a predicted model, not a curated record.